GUCCGUCAUAAAAGAAGUUUAAUGGGAUUGGCAAAACGAAAGUUAUACUGUGCCUGCGAUCAAUAGACGAUGUAAGAUAGAAAGCAGCUAUAUUGAGCCGCAACUCUGUUUUUACAACUUUUUAUACGUUUACAUGGGGUCUCAACUUGGUCUAAACCAGAAGCAUGUUUGUUGUAGAGGAUCCGCACCAUGGCCUGCAGCCAUACUUGUAUGAGAAGUUUAUAAGGAUUCGGUCUCUCUUGUGGUCAUUCCCAUUCUUAUGCCGUCAAAUCGAGAAUGCAAUUUACACAAGGGCUAAUUGCCAGCUCAGUGAGCGUCUAGUAUUAUAGAAGCA
Molecule: messenger RNA, 334 nt
Organism: Pseudomassariella vexata
Lineage: Eukaryota; Fungi; Ascomycota; Sordariomycetes; Amphisphaeriales; Pseudomassariaceae
Exons: 1
Coding region: 165-329 (54 amino acids)
Source: RefSeq, a predicted model, not a curated record